This is a messenger RNA of Culicoides brevitarsis, 741 nucleotides long. Its product is annotated as histidine-rich glycoprotein-like. The record is from RefSeq and is a predicted model, not a curated record. The coding region runs from base 1 to 741 and encodes 246 amino acids. NCBI's taxonomy places the organism in Eukaryota, Metazoa, Arthropoda, Insecta, Diptera, Ceratopogonidae. The transcript has 3 exons.
AUGGUUUCCAAAGUUACCCUUUGCUUGGGGCUUGUGGUAUGUCUUUUGCUCAUUUGUGAAAAUGUGAAUGCCCGUCAGUAUUUCGGCGAUCUCGAAGCAGCUGGUUCGGAAAAGAGCUCCUCAUGGAAGCACGGAGGCGGCAAAAAGCAUCAUGAGGAACACAAAAAGAACGGCGGGGAAAAAGGCGAAAAGGGGUACAAGUCGGGGCAUGAAUCGGAUCACGGGCAUAAAGGGCAUCACGACAAAGAAGGACACAAAAAGCAUUACGAAGAAGAAGGAGGACACAAGAAGAAGCAUCACGACGAGGGCGGAUACCAUCAUGAACACAAAAAGGGAGAAAAGGGCGAAAAAGGACACAAAUUCCAUGAACACGGGGGCUUCAAAAAGGGCCAUUCGACAAAAGGCAAGCAUGAGGUUCACAAAUUGGAUGAAUAUGAGAAGAAAAAGAAGUUCUUCGAUGAGGAUGGCGAUGCUGCCUUUGACGAGAAACAUGGAUCGUUCCAUGAAGAGCACGGAUAUAAAAAGGGGGGUCAUAAGAAACAUGGGCACAAGAAACAUGGACAUCACGAAGAUCAUUACGGCAAAAAGAAGCAUUACAAGAAGGGACAUCACGACAAAGACCAUAAAGGACACAAAGAGGAGAAAGGACACGACGAGCAUUACGGUCAUCAUGAGAAACAUGGCAAGAAGGGUGGUCACAAGCAUCACAAGAAAUGGGGACACAAAAAAUCCAAACAUUAA